This is a messenger RNA of Geodia barretti, 595 nucleotides long. Lineage: Eukaryota; Metazoa; Porifera; Demospongiae; Tetractinellida; Geodiidae. The record is from the annotation of a GenBank genome assembly.
GGCUACAGAGAUAAUGUACUGGUGUUAUGUGUCACCGGAACAAGACUGGCCUUCCUUGGAAAAAAAACUCCAACUGUGUGUUUCAAUUAACUUUAAAUGUGUAAUUCAACCUGCUCCUUAUUUCCUCCAGCACGUUUUGGAAAAGUUGUAUUUAAAUCAGCAUAUUAUUCAGCGUCUGCUGACAUUGAAGGGAUUGAAUUACCAAUGCCCACUGAUGGAAACCAAGUAAUGUUUAGUGAAUUGAAGGUAAAUCGAUUACUUGGGUGUGAUAUAACACCUUUAAUCAUAAUUUCAGAAAGGAAACAUAUAUUUGUGGAAGAUGUCUCGCUUGCGAGAUGAAAAAGUCGAUUAAACUUUUAGAAGCUGUGAAUAAUUAUUUCUACUGGCAGGAAUGAGGAGUUGUGUCAGUAUGGGAUUAAAAACAAUAAAGAAGAAUUUCAAAGAAAGAUGAAAACCCUGGAGAUGGAGAGCAGUGUUGAGGAGUAUGCGGAAGGUGGCAGUGAGAUCCACACUGUACAAAGAAAAGCCACUUAUUGGACAAAUUACAAAAACAGGACGUGCUGACAUACAAAUUGACUGGUACAUAGGGACUUAC